CCCAAGCAGACUCUGCACUGUCAGUACAGAGCCCAGUGUGGCGCUUGACCUCACGAACUGCAAGAUCAUGACCUGAGCUGAAAUCAAGAGUUGGACACUUAACCAACUGAGCCACCCAGGUGGCUAAAAGACCUACCUUUACGUUUAACAAGGUAGGAGUAAAUUUUCAUGAGAAAAACGCAUAGAAUACCAUAGUUAAUAACUUGAAAAAUUUUAAGCACAAUACUCAUGUUUAACAACACACUAAUAAAACUGAGAUGGAUCAAAGAGUUAAACAUAUAAAAUGAAAGCAGGAAGAAGUUUAUGUAUUUAUCUGAUUUUAGGAAGAAGAAAUAUUUUCUAAGUAUAAAAUUAAUGGAAGAUACCACAGAGGAAAUACAUGAUUAUAUAAAAAUCUAAAAGUUUUGUGCAUUAAAGGAUUAAGACAAGAGUGAAAAAGCAAACUGAGGAAAAAUCUGCCAAAACAGUCUAAGAGUUAUUUCAAAAUUAAGAGUAAACCCCAAAUUAAGCAAUAUAUAAAUGAAAAUAAUGGUUACUAUGUGAAAAAACAAGCUCUUCCCUUGACUAUAAUAACAUUACAAAGGAAGUAAUAAUUUUUGAGCUAUCAAAGUAACAAAGAUUAUUUUUUAAUAAAAAUAAAAGAUAAAAGACUUCUAUUUCCAGAUAAGAUAAUCACUUCCACUCAACCUCUCCUAUAAAUAAAAACCUUGGACUAAAAUAUAUAAAACUACCAGAAGCCUCUAAAAAGCAGAUAAAAGCAGGCAGACUGGCUCAGGGUCUCAGGACUUAGGGGACGUGGUAGCUGCAAGUUCCUUGAGUUUUCUUUUUUGCCUCAUAUAUAUUCUGGACGCUAGAGCAGCCUAAAAACCAGAACUUCCAAUGGCCCAGACAGGAAGAAAAAAAAAAAAAAAGAGAGAAAAUUCUAUUCUGUCUAGCUAUAGGACUGGCAAAUAAGAAAGGGAGGACCAUGGGAUGGAAUCUUUCCAAUUUUUACCUAUCCUAUUCCAGGUGGUUAUCUUCAAACUAGCAGCACUCCUUCCCCUCCUCACAACCAGUGAGGUAGCUCCUGAAAGGCAAACCCUAUUUCAGCCUUCUACUCUAUUCCAGGGAAGUGCCAAUAAAGAGGCAGAGCAACUCCUCCUCCCCACUGUGCAGCAGUAGCAGAUUCCGCAUAACAUAAUCCUACAGCAACACUGUAGGGACUCAGCAGAAUGGAGAUGACAGAAGAAAGAGUCACUGAGCUUGAAGAUAAAAAAAAAAAGUAUUCAAUAUAAACAAGAAAAAAAUGAAAUGAGUUGAAAAUAGUCUUAGAGACCUGUAGGACAAUAUCAAAAGGAACAAUAUUCAUGUCACAGAAGUUUCAGAGGGAGAGGAGAAAGAGACUGGAGCAGAAAAAAUACAUAAUCAUACAUACAUAUAAAAUAGUUGAAAAUUACCCAAAUUUAGUGAAAGGUAUAAAUUCACAGAUCCAAAAAGCACAGCAAAACCCAAACAGAUGAACUUAAAAUUAUAGUCAGACACAUCAUAAUCAAACUACUUAAAAAACUGAAAGAAAAAAACCUGAAAAGCAGACCAAGAAAUACAAGACAUUACAUUAAGGGGAACAAAGACUCAAAUCAUGGCAUUCAGGCCAUUAGUUAGUGGAACAUUUUUAAAAGACCAAUUAUUGGUCCAGAUGGCUUCUAAAAUCCCUUCUGUGGGUUGCAAAUUGAAUAUGGUGUUUGCAUGUAAUUGAAUGGACAACUGUACACACACAUGAAAAGGAGAUACUGAAUAAUUCACUGAAGUGUACUACCUUCUCUGCAUGAGAAGGAUUAGAGAGAAAAAGAAAAGGCCUUACUGUUCCCUAGGGCACUGAUUCUCAAAAUGUAGUCCUUAUACCCCUGGGAAAGUCAAGACUUUCAGGGGAGUAUCACGAGGUCAAAACUUUUCAUAAUAAUCCUUAGAAACUAUUUACCUGUGUUGACCUUGACUCCAAUAGUGCAAAACCAAUAGUGGGUAAAACUGCUGGCGUUUAAGCAUGAAUCAAGGCAGUGGCACCAAAGUGUACUAGAAGACACUAUAUUCUUUACCACUACACACUUCUAGAAAAGAAAGGGAAGAAAAGUUUUACUUUAAAUAUCGUUGAUGAAGCAAUAAAAACUAAUUUUAUUAAAUCCAAACCCUUGACUACCUUUUUUUUAAUAUUCUGUGUAGCAAAAUAUUUAUAUUUAUUUUUAUCUUUACUUUUUAUCUUAUUUAUUUAAAACUUUAUAUUAUUUUUAGUUAUAUUUAUGACUGUAUACCUAAACCAAUUCUACUAUGUACUGUCCCAAAGAAAACAGGGUGAGCAACAUUUCCCCUGCUUAUUCUACCUUCGUCCUGUUCACGUCCUAUACUGACCACGUAAUGAGUCUCCUGCCUCUUCCCUUGCUGUAGAAUAUUUGUGUUCGAAAAGCCUCCAUUUCUGGAUCUGCUAAAAUCGUUCUUCAAAAAUUCGCAAACUUCCCCACCUCCAAAAGUGAAGGUUCACAAACAGACCUGGCAGGGAUGCAGGCCUAAGACUCGCCAGGGAGGUGGAGGGGCCCUCAGAAGACCAGAGGAAUCCAAAUUAAAAUGAUGGUUCACAGGUAACCUAAUUCGGAGGAGAGGGCACAGCCUCCCCAGGCUGCCCCGCCCUCUGACCUAGAAAACCGGAACUCACGAGUCAAGAGUGGCCAAGCCCAGGAAUUAUAGUGGGCGGUGCUUCGCUGCAAGAACAAAACAAAACAAAACAAAACAAAACAAAACAAAACAAAACAAAACAAAACACCUCAAACCUCCUCCCAGGAGCCUCCGCGCGGUGAGAAAAGCAAAUGUUAGCCAAUGAGAGCAGCUGUUCCGUGGCUUUCCCGCCCUAUACCCCAAAGGCUGAAGGAAGGCGGCUCUUUAGAGCCAGCGGGGAGUUAUAAAGGACCUCGGUAGCUGCUGCCAGAGAGCACCUGCCCCGCGUGGGAUAAGAGGAACAAAAAAGCUAAAUAAUAGUCAAAGGAGGAAAUGCGACCAUUAUUCGGUCUAUGCAUCUCAAGCCAGUUUUCCAAGAAGUCUUAACCCUGCAUUCUAUAGCAACAAGGAAUUGUCUUCAAGUCUAAAUACAGAAAUAGGACCAGAAACUCAAUGGAAUUGGCAUUACUGACUUCCCCAGUACAGAAAACUAAACCAUAAUUUGAAGAACUUUCCUAAGAAGAGGAGUCACAAUAUCUGUAUCCCAGAUUGGAGGAAUAGGGAAAGUCCAGAGAGGAUUCCAACAUCAGAUGUUCUUCCUGGGCUAGCUCAUCCUCGGAGUCCACGAGACUGUUUUUUUUACCUGUUGCGGUGAUUUGGUGACAAAAAGGCCAUUUCCGCCUCAUAGAGUGAGAGUGGCCCAUCAGGUCAGACCAUCCUCCCUGGACCAGUUCUUCAAAUACAAUGAGAUUUUCUCUAUUAUUUGCUGCAGUGAUUCAGUGACAAACUUCACCACCAGCCAAGCAACAGAAUGAGGCCGCAGAUGGUGGACCUAAGGAAUGGGAGCACAGUGACAGAGUUUAUCCUCGUGGGCUUCGAGCAGAGCUCCUCUUCCACUCGGGCAUUGCUCUUUGCCCUCUUCCUAGCCCUCUACAGCCUUGCCAUGGCCAUGAAUGGCCUCAUCAUCUUCAUCACCUGGACAGACCCCAGACUCAACAGCCCCAUGUACUUCUUCCUUGGCCAUCUGUCCUUCCUGGAUGUCUGCUUCAUCACCACCACCAUCCCACAGAUGCUAAUCCACCUGGUGGUCAAGAACCACACUGUCUCCUUUGUCUCUUGCUUGACCCAGAUGUACCUGGUCUUCUGUGUGGGUGUAGCCGAGUGCGUCCUCUUGGCUUUUAUGGCCUAUGACCGUUACAUUGCUAUCUGCCACCCACUCAAUUAUGCCCAGAUCAUGAGCCAGCAUGUCUGUGUGAGGCUGGUGAGUACUGCCUGGUUCUUUGGGCUGAUCAAUGGCAUCUUUCUUGAGUAUAUGUCAUUCCGGAAUCCCUUCUGCAGAGACAACCACAUAGAAAACUUCUUCUGUGAGGCCCCCAUAGUGAUUGCCCUCUCUUGUGGAGACCCCCAGUUUAGCCUGAAAAUGAUCUUUGCCGAUGCCAUCGUGGUGCUGCUCAGCCCCAUGGUGCUCAUUGUUAUCUCCUACGCCCGCAUCCUGGCCUCCAUCCUUGGCAGAACCUCUUCCUCAGGUCGGGGGAAGACCUUCUCUACUUGUGCCUCCCAUCUGACUGUGGUCAUCUUUCUCUAUACCUCAGCCAUGUUCUCUUACAUGAAUCCUCGCAGCACACAUGGCCCUGACAAAGACAAGCCUUUCUCCCUUCUCUACACCAUCAUCACCCCCAUGUGCAACCCCAUCAUCUAUAGUUUUCGAAACAAGGAAAUGAAGGGGGCCAUGGUGAGGGCCCUUGGGAGGACCAGCCUGGCCCAGGCAGAAUCUAUCUAGUGGGAAGACUCCUGGAAGAGAGGUCUCCCCCCGCCCACCCAAGUCUUGACAAUUGGGCAACUCUCCAAUGCUGAGAGCCUCCAGGAAAGAGCAUUCAUAGCUUUCAUUCUACUAGCAUCAGUCCUGGAAGAUCCUAUUGAUGUCUAAUGCUCAUCCGUCUGAUUUCACUUCAAGCAUUGUUUUCUCUUAGGCCUUCCUGAGGAUAAUUUAAGACUUUCAUGUUUUUCUUCUAUGUUGUCACAUCUUUUAAAGGCAUAAGUGCACUUAACUCCAUUUAAUUUUUUUCGUACAGUACUUUUACAUACUAUUCCUAGCCUGAGUUUUGCAUACACAUUUAGGAGCAAACUUUUCUCUUUCAACUUAUCAUUGUAGUGUUCUUUUCUUUCUCACAUUCCACUCUCAUAUCCUGAAUCCACCCUCAUCCACCCCACUCCUACAUAAGAAAAAAUAGGGGAAGAAGUUAAGAAAAAGGGAAUUAGGGAGCAGUGUUGACAUUAAGAAAAGUCAGAGAAAAGAAGAAAAAGAAAAACUAAGGAUGAUAAGCCUGAACCCCAUCUUCUUAGCUUCCAUUAGCCCAUAAGGGAGAACUUUUAUGAUGGCUUUAAGUGGCUACCAUAACACUGCAUUCAACUUAUGUUUAUGCUUGUGUGUUGUUGAGGAAAUGCAGGUGAGAUAGACCAAUAUGUCAAAUCCCUUCUAAAUCUUCUAGUUUCCUUAAGUAACAUGACGGUUUGAUAUUUCCCUUAUGAUCCAAGUGGUCAAUGCCUCUUCCAAGCUUCUCAGACUAUUAGUUUCCUUCCCUGGUAUAUACUCCAAAUUAACUCCCCUCUCCCUACUGCCUUCCUUUUUCCCAACCAUCUUUCAUUUCAUUGCACCUUACUUCCCAGCUUAAAUAGACAUAUUUCAUUCCCUGUACUUUAAGUAACACCUCUCCACACUAUCUCUACCACUGCAGAAGCCUUUCCAUUUGCAACCCUAACCCCUCUCACUUCUUCUAGCUUUUCUCCUUAACCAAAUUUAGCGUCCCUUGAAAGAGCAUUAUAUUCUUAACCACUCUUUUUUUUUUCAAUUGCAUCUUUCUCAUGCCCCUUUCUUAAUAAUAGGAAAGGGAACAGGUCCGUUAUUUUCUGGUGCCACUUCCAUAAGAUGAAUGCACCUCAGUUAGGAUUCCCUCAAAUAGAUGUACUACCCUUUCCACAUUAUACAAAUCACACUACCUUCUGCAAUGACUUAAAGCAGUAGCUUCACUCCACAAAAUUCUAAUCUUUUGAGUCCAAAUUGGUGAAUCUCUAGAUAUCAGAGGACAUGUGAGAAGCACUUCUCAGUCAGCAAGGAGGAAGAAAUGAAACACCACUAUAAUUGAGAAGAAACAAUAAACACAGAACAAAAAAUUUUCCAUUAUCGAAGAGAAAUUACACCAGGCAAAGUUAAACAGGAAAGAAAGACUUUAUUUAAGACUACUGCAAUAGGAGGGAAAGCUGGGUGGCUGCUAGUUGAGCGUCUGACUUCAGCUCGGGUCAUGAUCUCAGUUUGUGGGUUCAGGCCCCGCAUCAGGCUCGCUGCUAUGAGCGCAGAGGCCCGCUUUAGUUCCUCUGUCUCCUUCUCUCUCUCCCCUUCCCCCUGCUCUCACUCUCUCUUAAAAAUAAAUAAACAUAAAAAAAUAAUAAAAGACUAUUGCAAUAGGAGAUUGAACUCUACUAAAACAAGUGGCUGGAGAGUUCUUAAGAGCUGCAGUAGGGCUACCUGUGUGUGGUGACUGGUCUUACUCAUAGGAAAAGUAAGUUUACAGGUUGUAGUUUUGCAAUUUGGAGCAAGCUGCCCAUUGAUGUUGGGCUCCUACCCUCCCAUAGAGACUAGGAAAUAGGAAUGCCAUCUUCCUGAGGGUUGCAUUUUAAAGGAAUGGCUCCCACAAACAAUGAGAGACUCUUAACUACAGAGAACAAACUGAGGCUUAAUGGGGCAGGGAAUGGGUGAUGGCAUUGAGGAAGGCACUCGUUGGGAUGAGCACUGGGUGUAGCGUGUAAGUGAUGAAGCACGGGAAUCUACUCCAGAAGCCAUGAACACACUGUAUACACUGUAUAUUAGCUAGCUUGACAAUAAAUUAUAUUAAUAAUAAAAAUAAAAGGGGCACCUGGGUGGCGCAGUCGGUUAAGCGUCCGACUUCAGCCAGGUCACGA
This is a messenger RNA of Felis catus (domestic cat), 6639 nucleotides long. RefSeq names its product olfactory receptor 10AD1. Gene Ontology annotation, biological process: G protein-coupled receptor signaling pathway. The transcript is spliced from 5 exons. The record is from RefSeq and is a predicted model, not a curated record. Gene Ontology annotation, molecular function: G protein-coupled receptor activity; olfactory receptor activity. NCBI's taxonomy places the organism in Eukaryota, Metazoa, Chordata, Mammalia, Carnivora, Felidae. The coding region runs from base 3494 to 4462 and encodes 322 amino acids. Gene Ontology annotation, cellular component: membrane.